UAAUAUAUGUCCAGUUAUUGUUUUAAUACACGGUGUUUCGUAGACAUGGCACAGAGUACGCACUACGAAUUAAUGAUAGUCUUUAUAUAAAGUAAUCAGUAACUUAAUCACAAAAGUCACAACUCACAAGUCACAAGUCAUAACUCAUAGGUCACAACUCAAAUUCCAAACAAUAAUUGCGCUCUGUUUGAAAUGCGAACUACGAAAGUUAAAAAAUAUUUUUUUUGUAAUUUUACAUAAUUCUGUAUUUAUUGUUAGUACUUAGUAUUUCAAUUCGUUUUAUAGCACUUCCUACAUAAUGCUGACACCGAGCUUUAAGCUGUCGCAAGAUGAAAACCACGUGUUUAUCAGUGUGCAUGCACCAUACACAAACAUUGGAGAAACUGAUAUUGAUGUUGACGGAGAAAAUGUAUUAUUUGUGUCCAGUCCCUAUUUUCUCAGACUUCGACUACCUGGUCGAAUUCUAGAAAACGAACAAUCUAAAGGUUCAUACAUAUGCGAUUCUGGUGAUUUUAAUCUUACUUUCGAUAAAGAAAAUCCUGGAGAGCAUUUUGAAAAUUUAGAUAUGAUUACGAGUCUACUAGCCCCACGAGACAUACCAAAUUUGAAUCCGAAUCUAGUGGAAAUGUUGGAAGAGGAUGGCAUUACAAUUGAACAUGAGGAACAAGAUCAAGGAACAAGUAAUCAGUAUGGAUAUGGCUUUGCAUGUAAAAUUACAACAAAAUUUCAUGACAUAGGCAAUGAGUUUCCUCAAAUUUUUGCACUAAAAGUUCCAGAAGAAGUCAGUAUUCAAGAAAGACAUGAGUUAAGGAAAAAGUAUGAAAACCUGAAAUUUUCCUCUGAUCAUUACUUAGCAGAUCUAUAUGAUGAUGAACUUAUUAAUCCAUAUUUAACUUCUAAAAUGCAGUGGGAUGAAAAAAGCUUUGAUGACAAUGCUGCUUUCACGGAAGAUCAGAUAAGUCUCCUAAAAGAACUCCCCAAUAAGCAUUAUAUAUUAACUAAAAGUGAACAUAAACAAGUAUUUUUAAGUUUAGUUGACAUUUUAUAUGGAUAUUGCUAUGACAAAAGAACAACAUUAAAUGAAAGCACAGUUGAAUCUAGUUGGACGAUAAACAAAAUGUCUUCUACUUUGAGUUGGUUUUGUAUAUAUAAUGAUAUGAAAGAUGUUUUAGUAUCCUGUUAUAGGAGAGCUCUAAUUUUUCCAAUAUUCAGAAACUUUGAACUAUGUCACAAAGUCAAAAGUGAUGUAGUUUUACUUUUAAAAAAGAAUAAAAAAUGUGUUAUAAAAUGCUUGAUUGAUAUACACAGCAUGUUUAAUACAAGUAAUGAUGCUAGGUAUAUCCUAAAUCAGUUGUACAUUAAUGACUAUUUAAUAUUUCUACAAAAGUGUAGGUCUGAAGAACUAAUAGAAUUGUCUCAUAAUUUAGCUAAUAUUGAUAUAAGUAAAGCAGAUUUGUCUUUAGAAUUAGAUGAACUAGAGGCAGCUGCAGAAAUGGUCUAUCAAGAGGAAACACAAGUCACAGAGAAUGAAAUGGCUUUAAAAAUGGCAUCAAUGUCUCUAUUACCUAAAUCAAAGGGAAAUGCAGUGUUUUAUAAUGAUAGUUCAUCAUCAAGUAGUGAUUCCUCAAAUUCGUCAGAUCUUGAUUCUGAUGAUGAUUCAUCUUCCAGUGGUGAUCCAUCAGAUUUAUUGUCAAUACAAGAUAAAUUUGUGAUAAGGACUGAUUAGCAAUAUAAUAUAAACAAUUUGUUUUAAUGUGUUUGACUAAGAUGUGCUAUGAAUGUAUUCUAAAAUACAAACAAUAUUUUUUAUACUAAUAUCUAUUGUAUAGAUGUAUAGGUGGUAUUCACUAGACACUAGUAUUUUUACAUUUCAAUGUAAUAAUGUAUAUAAUAUGUUUUAAAUAUAUAUAAAGAUAACAAUUCACAUUGUACAAUAAAGGUCAUACUUUUAAAAACUCCUUUUAUUGUGUCACUUCCAAAUGACAAGACUGCUUCAAUAGUAACAUAAUUCAGCUU
This is a messenger RNA of Pieris rapae (cabbage white), 2016 nucleotides long. Its product is annotated as protein SHQ1 homolog. Gene Ontology annotation, cellular component: cytoplasm; nucleoplasm. The transcript has a single exon. Gene Ontology annotation, biological process: box H/ACA snoRNP assembly. The record is from RefSeq and is a predicted model, not a curated record. Bases 299 to 1726 code for a protein of 475 amino acids. Lineage: Eukaryota; Metazoa; Arthropoda; Insecta; Lepidoptera; Pieridae.